AUGAUUUCGAUAACAGUAAUUCAUUUACUUCUCCUUCUUGUGGCUUUCUCAUCAUUAACAGCUACAAAUUUCGAACAAUUUGGUCUCAAACUUUAUUCAACUGUUAGUCAAAAUAAGAAGAAUGAAAAUAUAUUUCUUUCACCAGCAAGUAUUUCUCUUGCGAUGUCAAUGUGUACAGUUGGUGCUCAACAAGAAACGUUAAAUCAAAUGUUAAAAACCUUUGAAGUAUCAUCAAGAAAAGAAUUAAUAAAAACAGCUGAACAAAUAAUGCAUAUCUUUUCUAUUGCUAAUCAAGAUAAACAAGUUCAACUUAAAUUAGCUAAUCGUCUUUAUGCACAAAAAGCAUAUCAACUUCAAGAAGAAUAUUUAAAAAUUGUUCAAAAUUCAUUUAAAGCAGAUAUUAAACUGGAAGAUUUUGAAAAUAAAGAUGUGUCACCUGAGACAAGAUUAAUAAUUAUUAAUAGUAUUUAUUUUAAGGGUACAUGGAUAAAAGAAUUUAAUAAAAAUUUAACAAAUGAAAAUGCUGAUUUUCAUGAAACGAAUGAUAAAAUUUCUAAAGUAGCAUUAAUGCAUCAACGAGAGAAAUUUGCUUAUGCUGAGGAUAACGAUUUACAUGUACAAAUUAUUCAUGUACCAUAUAAAAGUGAAAAUAAAGAUAUUGAAUUUGUUUUUACGGUGAUUUUACCCAAUCGAGGAGUUCAAUUAGAUGUUGUGGAACAAAAAUUAGCAUCACAGCCUGAUUCAAUGCAAAAAUUAUUAAGUCAUCAAAAUACAAGAACAGAAGAACUUCAUUUAUAUUUACCAAAAUUUAAAAUGGAAGCUACAUUUGAAUUAAGUGAUAUUCUUCAACAACUUGGAAUGAAAGAUGCAUUCAGUAGUUAUAAAGCAAAUUUUACAGGAUCAGAAGCAGCAGCAGCUACAGCCGUUAUCAUCGGUAUUUAUGCAUCAAUCAAUCCACCACCACAACCCAUUGAAUUUAAAGCUGACCGUCCAUUUCUAUUCUUCAUUCGUGAAAGUCGACAAAAUAUUGUCUUAUUUAGUGGCAGAUUUAUUUCACCACCGACAAACUCAUAA
Messenger RNA from Rotaria sordida, 1074 nucleotides. The record is from the annotation of a GenBank genome assembly. NCBI's taxonomy places the organism in Eukaryota, Metazoa, Rotifera, Eurotatoria, Philodinida, Philodinidae.